CUACAAGAACAAAGAAGAGCGCCCAUGUACUCUGUGCAGUCACAUUAACAUGGACAGCACUGUCGACCAAUCACAUUCUAGUAUUCCACGAGUGGGCGGGGCACGUACUCAUGAAUAUCCAACAAGCGCACUCGGUCGGCAGUGGCACAGAGAACAAGGCGUCCGUGUAGUGUUGUUUUUGCAUCCUAAAGCGUUGGUAUUGACAAACGGGCCUGAAGGCAGCACUAGUGGUGAAACAAGCGACCAUUCGCGUCUGUUCCUGAAGCUUUCAUUCAUUCCCGGUGGAGGACGCCGCUCUCGGUACCGUUAGGAACAUCUCCCCUGUUUGCUCGAAGCUUAGCGGCGAACAAUGUCUGGCAAAACAGCGGUGACAGCGGCGCUUAAGCCCAGCGGUAACGUCGUUAAAGCGGAUCCGCAGAAGUCAUACCCUUUUGUGUUAAAGAAGAUCAUGGACAUCCCUCCUCCCAACAUCCUGGAGGAAGGCGACGACGAAAUCGAGAAGGAGAAGCUGUGCUCAUCGGAGGAUGUGGAGGGAGGUGGGGCUGGAGCAGCCAGUGCUGGUGGAGGUUCUAGAGGAGGCAGCGGUGGUGGUGGAGGGGUAUCGGCCUCCUUGACCCCAGCCAUUUGGGAAAAGACCAUUCCCUAUGAUGGGGAGACCUUCCACUUGGAGUACAUGGACCUGGAUGAGUUCCUCCUGGAGAACGGGAUCCCUGCGAGCCUGGAGGAGGAGGAGCUGCAGAAGACUCUGGCCUCGGUGGGACUCAAAGGCAAAUACAUCCCUAAGGUUACUUCUACCGCUACUACUACUUCUGCUGCAGCCCCUGCCCCCACCUCGGCAUCAGCCACCUCCGUCCCCGCCACCUCUACAGUCACCUCAGAUCCAGAGGAAGCGGUGACAGUCACUACGUUACAACCAGCCAAGCUAGAAGAAGAGGAAGAGGAAGAGGAAGGACAAGAAGAUGACUCUUUGUCUGAGGAGGCAAGAGCAGACGUGGAAGUGAAAGAGGAGAAAACAGAUUGUAUCCCUGUAGAACGUCGCACUCCCUCCCCCAUCGACCCAGAAGCCAUUGAGGUGGACAUUAACUUCCAGCCCGACCCCACAGACCUGGUCCUGUCCAGUGUGCCGGGGGGGGAGCUGUUCAACCCGCGCAAACACAAGUUCUCUGACGAGGAGCUGAAACCGCAGCCCAUGAUCAAGAAGGCCAAGAAAGUGUUUGUUCCUGAUGAACAGAAGGAUGACAAAUACUGGUCCAGGAGAAAGAAGAACAACGUGGCAGCAAAGCGUUCUCGUGACGCCCGGCGGUUGAAGGAGAACCAGAUCACGGUGCGCGCCUCCUUCCUGGAGCGGGAAAACGCAGCGCUGCGGCAGCAAGUGGCCGAGCUGCGGAAGGACUGCGGUCGCUGCAAGAACAUCCUGACCCGAUAUGAGGCUAAGUAUGGUCCGCUGUAAAAAGAAAAGAAAAAACUAACACUCUGAAGAAAAACCCACAAAUUAUCCAUGAGACAAAAAGCAGAACUCUCUUCCCCGCAGAAUUCAACACAGACACAAACCACCAAGGAAAUCAAAAUGUUGCGUUGUUGUCUUUGCCGACCUCCAGUCACUGUGUCGAGCUCCAGCUGUUGUUUGAACGCGAUGCUGGAGUUCUGGAUACACACUGGCAGGCAGUGAGGCAUGAUGGGAGUGGUGGUCACAGGAAGGCCUGUGGAGAGCGCCUGGCUCCUACACUCAAGAGAGGAAGAGGAUGGUUGUGGACACUCCCAUGGUCAAACACACAUGGAAAAUCUGGUCUGUCUCAAGACAGUUUUCAAGAAAGUCAGGAAAUAUGAAAAGAGCAGUCUGGUACAAAAGAAUCCCAGGCUUUUAAAUACUACACAAAUCAGUUUUUAUCACUGCACACAGCACUUCUUCUUAGUGGACCAAAGCAUGAGUAGCGUCAGUUAGAAGUCCUGUAUUUAGAACGGUGCACACUUGUCGUCCGUCCCUUACAUUUCCUUGUGUUGCACCUAUGUUUGUGUCUGUACUUCCUUUCAAAAUACUCCGGCUGAGGCUCAGACGAUAGCAGGAUAGAAGAGGAACAGAUGAGUACACGGAUAAAAGAGCAGGGGACAGAUUCGAAGUAGCACUUCCAGCCUGAAGAGAAAGAUGGCAAAGACCUCAGGUCGGCAGAGGAGAAAAGGAUGACAGUCCGUUAGUUCUUCCUUUUUAAACCAAUGACACAAAUGGAAGGUCCAUAGUACAUAAAAAUUGACAAUAUUUACAAAACGUCUUAUAACCCACAUGCACACCAAAACUGUAUACUGUAUAUAGUCAUCUCCCUGCACCACAUAGAUACAGUAUGUGCGUGUAUCAGUGUGUAAUCCAUUUUUGCACUUUCUCUUAAAAAAACACAGUAUGUAAAGAUUACAGAUUACAGUGGUGGCAGGUAUCUAGAUCGAUCCUUUAUCCCCGGAGGAAAUUCACAUGAGCCGUACACAUAUAAAAAAAAUACACUGAACAAAGAAUAGUGCAGGGAAUCAAUCUAAUAACAAAAUCAAAAACAACUAACUUAUUUACCACCGCCACCACCAUUGGAGACACAGUAGCUUAUUAGGGGGAAAAAACAUGCAUGACCUACAAUUUAAAGCUACUGUGAUCUAGUUACCUUUUCUACUAACCUUAGAUCAGCUUCCAGAGCCUCAAACAAGAUGUUGUUAAAGAAGGCAGACUUUGUGUUUCCUUGAAAGAUGAUAUUUUAUAAACGAAGAGAGAGUUUGUAGUUUCUUUUGUAAGUUAGGUUUGAAGAAGGCAUAUGUCUGGUGAUCUGCAGGGCCCUCACAGGUGGAGGGGUAUGUUCAUGCGUAGGGAUGUUUAUUUUACUGCCCACUGCAGGUAGAGGGCGCUAGAGCCACUGCCUGUCUGGUCAUGGUGUAGUGAUGGCUGGGCUGAUUUUAAAAAGAAGAAAAGAUUUAACCAGGCCCAAAGUUGACUGCUUCUAAACCGUGUAAAUAAAAGUCUCAUGGUCUUUACUACCUAAGACAGGUAGUAAAGACUGUGUCUUUACUAACCUAAUACUAUUCCUUUUAUUUGCCAAUAGUCAAAGAGUGCUGUACUUGAUACUGAUGGUAAUAAUGCAUCUGUUGAUUGUGAUGUACAACAAUACGUCAGAUAAUUCUAUUUCCAUUGAGGAACAAUACUUCUAAUGAAACCAAUGCAGGGAAAAUAAAUGGAUAGACUGUGCUUUUGGAUGUUUGUUUUAAAAACAGAUUUCUAUAGAUUUUCUUUUUUUCUCUAUAGACAUACAGCAUGUGUCUGAACAUACAAUGGACAGGGCACACUCUUAUAUACCUCAUCCAACACUUCCUAUUUUGAAUAAUUAAAAGUUUGGUAGGGCAACAAAGUGGUGUUGGUUGAAGCAGAGAGCACAAAGGAAGCAGCUUAGUUCCAUUUGGCAAAACCUUGACUCCCGAGUUGAUAAAUUGAGUUCUUUUUGCUAAACUGGUCUGAGUCUGUGACAAAAUUAGUAAAUACAUUACAGACUGUUAUGGGACUCUAUAUCUUAAGUGUCUUUGGCUGAUGCACAUUUUGUGAUCAGUCGGCUUGCGCUCAUAAUCGACGUAAUCUUGGAAAGAAAAUAAAUGUGGCAAUAAAUAAUAUGUUAUGUAAUGCUCGUUUUCUUUCAGUGAUGAUGUAUGUACAAUUGUUAAUGAUGUACUAAAUAGAAAUGCCCCCAAAAGUCAUUUGUGCUUCCAGUUUAGAUCCUCUGUAGUCUAGGAUCCUAAUGCAUGAAACCCAGUAAACUUGUCUUUUCUUUUUCUUGAAUAUUUUACACCAAGUGUACUUAUGUCUGUGAACCAUCACUAAAAACUACAUAUGUUUUUGGAUGGGUAGGUUGAUGGUCUCUUGUACAGUUCUGUCGAAAGAAAAAAGCAGGACAUCUUUGCUGUGAUGUCCUGUGUUUAUGACUUCAUGACUUGCAUAAUAGCUCCACCUAUCCUUGUGCAGCCAGUGCUUGAUCUUGGGGCGAACAUCAGCUGAAAACGGCAUCUUUUGAUCACUGUGUGGAUUGUUUUCUAUUUACUAAAUAUUGAUCUACAUCUAGAUACACUGGAUCAGUUGGUGAUUUCGUGUUUUCUUGGUGGAUUUUGUGUUUCAGUUUCCUGUAGUGUAAGACAUUUCUUAACAAUGUGUUUUAUGUUACAUUGACAUUCAAACUUGGCAUUGACUUUAUUAUGCUGUUUUAUACAUCAAUGUGGUUGAUGAAUGCAGACUUUUAGUUUUCUUAACUAAAU
This is a messenger RNA of Sander lucioperca (pikeperch), 4269 nucleotides long. It is a transcript of the gene tefb, whose product is annotated as TEF transcription factor, PAR bZIP family member b. Lineage: Eukaryota; Metazoa; Chordata; Actinopteri; Perciformes; Percidae. Gene Ontology annotation, molecular function: DNA-binding transcription factor activity, RNA polymerase II-specific; RNA polymerase II cis-regulatory region sequence-specific DNA binding. Bases 350 to 1450 code for a protein of 366 amino acids. Gene Ontology annotation, cellular component: nucleus. The record is from RefSeq and is a predicted model, not a curated record. Gene Ontology annotation, biological process: regulation of transcription by RNA polymerase II. The transcript is spliced from 4 exons.